This is a messenger RNA of Vigna angularis (adzuki bean), 519 nucleotides long. RefSeq lists its product as uncharacterized. Bases 1 to 519 code for a protein of 172 amino acids. The record is from RefSeq and is a predicted model, not a curated record. Lineage: Eukaryota; Viridiplantae; Streptophyta; Magnoliopsida; Fabales; Fabaceae. The transcript has a single exon.
AUGCUUAGAAAGAUUGGUGGUCUUGAAGCCAAGCCAACAAGAAUGAUGCUUCAGUUGGCAGAUAGAUCCAUCAAAUAUCCAUAUGGUGUAGUAGAAGACGUGGUGGUAAAAAUUGAUAAGCUCCAAUUCCUGGUGGACUUUGUAGUGAUGGAGAUGGAGGAAGAUGUAGAGAUACCACUCAUCCUUGGAAGACCUUUCAAGAAGACAACCAAGGUUGUCAUUCAUGUAGAAGAAGGAACAUUGAAAUUGAAAGACCAAGAAGAUGAGGUAACUUUAAAUGUCUUCCAAGAUGUGCAACCAAUUCAAGAAAAACAAACUAGUCCUAAAACGACAGAUGAAGUUCUAUUAGUGACUAGUCUACCAAAUCAAGCUGCCAAGUUAGUCAAGAGGAGCCUUAAUUGCUUCUCUCCAAAAGUGAAGGGAGGAGGAGAAGAUAAGGAAGAGAAACUAGCUCACCAUAACCUUAUGAUGGAAAGAGAUGAACCCAAACCUGGCAAACUAGUGAGAAUCAGGAAAUAG